Messenger RNA from Eucalyptus grandis, 1239 nucleotides. Its product is annotated as transcription repressor OFP1. Gene Ontology annotation, biological process: negative regulation of DNA-templated transcription. Bases 98 to 1171 code for a protein of 357 amino acids. The record is from RefSeq and is a predicted model, not a curated record. The transcript has a single exon. Lineage: Eukaryota; Viridiplantae; Streptophyta; Magnoliopsida; Myrtales; Myrtaceae. Gene Ontology annotation, molecular function: DNA binding.
CUCUCCCAAUGGUCAAUAUAUCUGCUAGGCCACCCCCUCUAGUCCCCAAACUCUCUCUAGAGAAUUGCUUCCCCGAGAGAGAGAGAGAGAGAGAGAGAUGGGCAACUACAAGUUCAGGCUAUCAGAUAUGAUGCCCAAUGCCUGGUUUUACAAGCUGAGAGACAUGGAGAGAGCAAGAAACCACCACCACCAUAAGAACACUCCCUCCAAACCCAAGAAGAAGCAACCACCCACCACCACCACCAAACACCACCACCACCACCACCACCACUCUCUUCCACGAAAGUCUUACCACUUCACAAGAGAUCUCCACGCAAAUCAGAACUUCCAAGACCACUCACAGCCCCAUUCUCACUUUCCUCAUGACCCACCAAGGAAUAUACCAUCCAAACAAGACCCAAAACCAGUCCAUUGUUCCAUUGCUCAUGCCAACUCAGUUCCUGAUGUCUCCACGGUGACGGUUCAGCCUAAGCCUCUCCCUACCCAAGAAUUCCGUCGGGACCGCCUUCUCGUCGCCGAGUCACCACCACUUGACAAGACGACUUCGUGUUCCUCCUCUUCUUCCUCCACCUGCAGCUAUGGAGUCAACUCUAUCUCCGGCGGUGAACCCAUAAUCCUAGUGGAUCAACAUUCUUUCGACAAGGAAACCAAGGGGCCGCACUCAACGCAGGACUCGUUUUUUCAGCGGCGGCUUCCUACCAUCGUGACCAAACUCAAGUUCAAGCACAGAAACAGUACAACGAAGCAAGAAGAGAGGAACAUCUCAGCGAAAGAACAGCACAAGAUUGGUUCAAGAAGACGAUCUUUCGCAAAUUAUUCUCGUUCUCCGGGAGUGAAGCUGAAGACCAAGUCCCCGAGACUACUAGCAAAGAUAAAGCUCGAGGGCCACGCACGGAAGAGCUCGCCAGCAGUAUCACUCAAUCCAACACGGAUCGGAAACAGCUUUGCUGUGGUGAAGUCGUCAUCGGACCCGGCGAGAGAUUUCAGAGAGUCGAUGGUGGAGAUGAUUGUGGAGAACAACAUCAAGGCUUCCAAGGACUUGGAAGAGCUUCUCACUUGCUAUCUCUCGCUGAAUUCAGAUGAGUAUCAUCAGGUCAUUGUCGAUGUGUUCAAGCAAAUUUGGUUCGAUCUGAGUGAUAUAUCCUGUUCGAAGGAACUGAUAAAUUAUUAAAUUUGGUUGGAUCAAACAUUUGACUUUUGAUAUAUGGCCUAUUACAAGAUUAUUACUAGAUUCUUUAA